AUGGAGAAGAAGCCGAAAAGUAAGAUUAAGACCACAAAUUCAGAGCUUCCACCUGAUAUCCUUCAGCUAAUCUUCUCAAAACUCCCCUUCUUCAAUUUGCCCACUUGCAGGCUCGUCUCUGCAACAUGGAAUAAUCUAGUUUUAUCUUGUAAGUUCGAUCCUUCAAUCUCCAUUUCCAAUCUCUUCUUUGCCCAUUUUUAUUCCUGUCGUGACCGUAAUCUCCAUUGUGUGGACUUGGAUCCUCAACAUUUGGAAGGAAUGAGUACUGUUGCCUCAUUCACUUUCCACCCUAAUGUUUCUUCCGGUUCUUGUAAAAUCUCGAUUAUCAAUUCCUGUUCUGGACUCAUUUCUCUUCUUAUCACCAAAAGAAGAAGACGAGGACAUAGACCUGGUGUUGUUUGUGUAUUGAAUCCCAUGACUAAUGAAUAUUUCAAACUUCCCACCUUCAGAUCCAAAGGGGAUAGCGUUAAAGACUAUUUUUAUGGAUUAGGGUUUAGUCCUAGAACAAAGCAGUACAAAUUAGCAAGAACCCAUUAUGUAUGUCAUGAAUUCAUUGUUGAGAUUUUUGCAUUUGGUACAAGUUGUGAAUGGACCCCUGUUGGUUCAGUGCCUUAUUUCCUCAAUGAAUACCACGGUGUUUACUUCAAUGGAGGUCUCUAUUGGGUUGGAGGUCAGCAGCUACCUAAUGCUGGAUUAAGUGAUGUUAUUUACCGUUUGGAUUUAGAAGAUGACAAAUUUAAGCAAAUUUCUUUUCCCUUAGAUGGGGAUGAUGAGGGUGAUUUUCCUUACAUUGGAGUCUAUAAUGACACUCUUUAUCUAACUCUUUGCUGUGGGGAUUUCGAGUACCAUGUGUGGAAGAUGGAAGAAGAUUUUUCGUGGAUUAAAGAAUUUGUUCUUGCUCUACCAGAAAAUGUGCAUCAUUCUCUCCCUCGUCAUCAUCCUAUAGGAUAUUGUCUCCAGCUUAUCAAAGCCUGUGAAGAUGGGAACAUCUUGUGUCUUUGUGCUGGACUCUAUUUGAUAUUGUAUGACCCCAAAACUGAGACGACGGAGUUAUUGACUGAUCAAGAUUUCGAAAUUAAGAAACAUAUGUGGGUUUAUCAGAUUGACUCCUUCAAUUUUAAUUCUCUCCAUAACAUUUUGGCAGGAAAGUGUUGA
Molecule: messenger RNA, 1155 nt
Organism: Benincasa hispida (wax gourd)
Lineage: Eukaryota; Viridiplantae; Streptophyta; Magnoliopsida; Cucurbitales; Cucurbitaceae
Product: F-box protein At3g07870-like
Molecular function (GO): protein binding
Source: RefSeq, a predicted model, not a curated record